GGACGAGACCAAUCUACAUUUUUAUACCAAUAAUAUAACAUUUUGGCGAAUGAAGAGCUUCACGCCCUUCAGCAGAUUAAAUGGGUAUUUUAAUUGUGGUCUAAAGUUGAUCACAUACAUCAAGUAAAUGGCAGACAUGUUCUCAAAGUCUUACAAUCAAGUAAAAAAAGAUUGGGAGAAGAUUGGAAAGCUUUAUGUUUCGCCAGAGGUAGUGGAAAAAGGCAACGGGUUUGACUCAUGCCUAGGGUUUUAUGACCCCGGGAAAAAAGUGAUGGUCAAGAGGAGGAAUUUAUCGGUGGAGAACCUCGAGAAAUCUGAAAGAGAAUAUAGUAUUUUGGAGGACUGCGAAAAACACGAAAACAUUCUCAAUUGGAUCACUCUCGAUAAGAAUGAUGAAUUUUCCUACAUGUCGGAAGAGCGUUGGAGUUUCACGCUAGAGAAGCUCGUGAAUUACUUUCGAAGCACCAAGACAACAACUAAACUACCUUGUCCAAAACCUCUUGAACAAUAUAUCAUCAAUACUGGUAUGAACCUAGGAAAAGAUAUUGAUGCUCUCAUGUUGAAGCUGAUGGAGGACGUUGCUAAAGGCUUGAAUCACUUGCAUGAGAUGGGUUUUUUUCAUCGAGAUUUGAACCCACAGAACGUAGUCAUAGUGUGUGGAAGAAAAUCUAUGACAGCAAAGAUUGCUAAUUUCUGUACCACUGAACGUAUUAGCAUCAAUCGGCGGAGAUCUAAAGUUACAACAAUAAACCAUUAUACUACGGGUUUUCAACCUCCAGAACAGAUUAAGAACAAUAAUUUAAGGAAAAUCGAUGGUGUUGGUAUAACUCCGGAAACUUUAAAAGUUGAUUUGUUUAGUUUUGGUUGCGUUAUUUUCUACUCGUUAACUUUGGGUGAGCAUCCUUUUGGAGCUCCUCAUGGCUCCAUACCUCAAGUAUGCGAAUCAUAUAUCUGUCGGAAUCAGCUCGCGCUCCACCAUUGUAAAACAGAAGAAGCUAAAGUUCUUGUCGCCAAAUUGCUGCACCAUACACCUAGUGCACGUAUCACUAUAACUUCUGCGUUACACGAUCCUUUGUUUUGGAGUUUUGAGAAGAAGUUGGCAUUUUUCAAGGAUGUUAGUGAGAUAAUGGAGAAACAAGAAGCAACUGGACAAAUGUUAGAAAGCUUCCUGGAAGUCGAGAGACAAAAUGUUAUAGGAACUGCUACGAGCUGGGGUACACUGAUAGAUCCCCAGUUAGUCACUUACAUAACUGAUCCAACCAAUCCAAAUAGAAUCGAUCCAAAUAGAUUGAUGCAUGCAAAUGUUCGCCGCUUGGUACGACUAAUUAGGAACCACCACAGUCACUUCAUACAACUUCCUGCAAACAUCCAGGCACUUUAUAGGGGAACGGUUCAAGGACUAGAGGAAUAUUAUCGUGAGACAUUUCCUAGGUUGCUCAUGACAGUCUAUUCAGUCGUCAUCAUGCAUAAGAAUGUGGUUGGGUCGGAAUUCGGAGAGUACAUUACAAAGUACUAUGCAUAAAAUAUCAGAGGAAGAGAUGUGUUUAGGAGAAGAAUGAGUGUGCUUUUUGCUACUACGUUUACUCAAACAUUUGAGCUUAUAGAGCCAUGAGUAAUGCAUAGUGUCUAAAUAAAUGUCUAAACUUGUU
This is a messenger RNA of Arabidopsis arenosa, 1649 nucleotides long. Lineage: Eukaryota; Viridiplantae; Streptophyta; Magnoliopsida; Brassicales; Brassicaceae. The record is from the annotation of a GenBank genome assembly.